AUGGCAAUUUUUAAAGUACUUUGUUUGAUUGGGUUUGUGCUGUUAAGUUCUGGCUAUGCCCGUAAGCAUGAAGCUAGGCAUGGCUCGCGGUUUCGUCAAGACUACGGUUUCCACAGGUAUAAGCACAUCUUGAAACGACAUGGAAGUGUGGACGGGAAUCCAAAUUAUGGAGGAUCCACUCAACGAACGAGUACAGGUGUUGCCGAAGUCCGGACGAAAGGUAAUGAUAACUACAGAUGUCUCAUGAUUUUAGUCACAUAUGUGAUGAAUGUUUCCAAGUCUAUAACUACAGGGCCCAGUUUUUCGAAUAGUAACACUACAUCAAUAAGAAAUUAUUCUUACUGGACCUUUUGAAAGAACGGAUAGACAAGAACUCUUGUCAAGUUAUAUUCACAAUUAAAAGCUUCCAACAAAAAUUUCCUUUUUUCCUUCAACAGGAGCUCUUGAAUUUCUUCCAAGCUUCGAGACAUUUCAGUCAGGAGAGAUUAAUGGCGGAGUUGAAUUUAAAGUAACCGAGGAUUGUAGUGUUACCGUCAGUAAGACUGCAACCCUCUACCAAUUUGGUUCAAACCCCCCUGAUUGUGUGAACCUUGCGAUCUUGCUGGAUUUCGUCCUUCCUAAUGGCAAAGCUAACUUCGAAUUCGACAAUUUCAUGACCCUCGAGCGUAUUAUCAUUAGGACGUUUUCCUUGGAUACCGCCACAAAACAAGUGGAUAUCGCUGCAGCUUACACCGGCACGGCAACGCUUAUCAAGAACAUUCUCACAAUGUCUAAUCUUCGUGUGGAGUUGUCAUUCGUCUGGGCUCAGUCACAAACAUUUACGUUUGAUAUCAGUGGGACGUUUUCCAUCGGGAACGUACCAGUUGAUGUGAGAUUGAUUCGCAAUGAGGAAGGUAAAUGACACUACCACCACCUUAUUAACCAUUAUCACUCCCAUCGUUAUCAUCACCAUCGUUAUCAGUAUCAUCAUUAUCAUUGUUAUCACCAUCAUCACAUGAUUAUCAUGCUAUCGCUAUGAUCACCAUUGCUAUCAUUAUCAUCGUUAUCACCAUCAUUGUCAUCGAAUCCAUCAUCAUAGUGUCGGUAUAAUCAUCAUCGCUAGCAUCAUUAUCAUCGUUAUCAUCAUCAUCACAUUCAUCAUUAUGGUGUUGGUAUAAUUACCAUCGGUAUCAUCACUACUAUCAUUAUUAUCGCUAUCAUCAUUAUCGCUAUCAUCAUCAUCACAUCUAUCAUCAUGGUGUCGGUAUAAUCAUUGCUUUCAUCAUUAUCAUCGUUAUCAUCAUCAUCACAUUUAUCAUUAUGGUGUCCGUAUGAUCACCAUCGCUAUAAUUUUCAUCGUUAUCAUCAUCAUGGUGUCGGUAUAAUCAUCACCACUAUCAUUAUCAUCGUUAUCAUCAUCACAUCCAUCAUAAUGAUGUCGCUAUGAUCACCAUCGCUAUCAUCACCAUCAUUAUUAUCCUUAUCAUCAUCAUCACAUCCAUCAUGAUGUUGAUGAUAGCGAUGUUGACGAUGAUGUUGAGAGUGAUUGAUGAUGGUGAUUUUCAAUAUCCUUUUCUCAUAACUGGUAUCUUUUCCCAAAUCUUCCUUUAUCCAUCACUUUCGUAGUCUACCACGUCGUUUUCCAUCUUCAUUUCUUUCUAUUACCCAUCGUAUGAUGUGUGUGGAUCUCGUCAUCUCCCUCGAUCAGUAAACAGACUUUCGCAUUCUUUCCUUACAUGUAAUUCCUCCUUUUGUGUAAUGUCUGCUGUUGCCUUAGCUUCCGUCACUUCCAGUUUUGUUGACUCGUCCAUUCAACAGCGACCAAGUUACCCUGACCAUAGUUAAUAGAGAAGAUGGUUUGGAAACUCAUUAGCAUUACAAUAAACCUCACUAUCUAUGUUUUUGUUCAGGUUUAUGCAAAAAUGUGGUCUUUCAUCGUCACGUGCGUAUUGUGUUUUUGCUCAACCAGCCAAUAGCAACGGUUUUGUCCAAUUGCCCAUUCAUGACUUUAACAAUAGGACAUUUUGAACAUUCCUAUUGGUUGACUUGAGAAAAAUACAAUACACACGUGACGAUGAAAGACUACAUUUUUGCAUAAACCUGAACACAUAGAUAAUGAGGUUUAUUGUGAUUUUAUUGUAAUGCUAACGAGUUUCCAAACCAUCUCUAUUAACUAUGCCCUGACAAAACUCUAACAAACUUUUCUUUCCAUUUCAAGGCUACAACUUUGCCGCUACGGUUACUGGGAACUUGAAUGCUGCAGCGAUUAGUAGCAUGUUCAAACAAGAGGGUUCGUUUCUACCAUCGACCAGCCUGGACGGCCCGCUAAAGGAAGCGAAGUUUGACAAAUUCGAGGUGAUAAAGCCUCGGAUACAAGCUAUAUUUGCCGAUGGAUAUGGCUUCCUGUUUGGUGGGUCUAUUCGAAUUCUGGAUUGGGAUCUUUUUGAUGUCAACAUACUCAUCAACAAACCCAACGAUUUGCCAACGACUGUCACGAUUGCCGUCUUUACCAAAACCUUUUCGAUCUCGAAAAUGUUUAAAGAUCUUUUUAAAAUGGAUAUAAGCGAUGUUCCAGUUCUGGGCAGCGCUGUAGUGCGAAAUCUCGCCUUGUCUCUGUCCACGGGUGAUGUCGACACGCCACUGACGGUAUUGGAUAUUGCUGACUCGGACGACAUAUUUGAAGUACCAUAUAGUAAAGGACUGAAGGUCAGUGGUAACUAUUAUUUUAAUAAAUUUUCUAUUUUUUAUUAUUUAAAUAUAUUAUUAAAAUUAUUAUUUAAUUUAUCAUCAAGAAUUCAAUUAUUAUUUGUUAAAAUAUUAAAUAAACUAUAAUUUAUCAUUACUUUUUUAAAUUUGAUGAAUAAAUUUUUAAGCCCAUCUCAUGCAAAGAGCGACUGAGGAUCUGAUCGUGGUCUUAUGUAAAGAGCGACUAGAAACAAUGUAACCGAAACGACUGAAUCACCCCGUUCCUUGUCUCAUUUAAACAAUCUCUUGCUUUUUAGUUUACCCUUUUUCGGUGGCUGACUGGGUUCUGAUCGGUUUUUAAAACAUAACCUCUGGUUUCCCUUUAGGUGUCCUUCGAAAUUCCAAUCGCGGAAAUUUACGUCGCCACUUCAAUUUUAAUUUCCCCAACUCUCAUAACUCUCACGAUUUCACAAAGCGGCGAACUCAACCUUGGUCAUGUUGUACGCGAAUUCGUGCCCAACAGCAACCUCAUCGUAACAACAGAAGGCGAAACGAAACUUAAGAAUUGGCCACAGUUUAUCCCCGAUCCACUGUCGAUUGCCCUGGUGUCUUUCCAUUUGGAAGCCAGCAAACCGACCGGCAGUUGGGCUUUAACGACAAUGAACAUGAAACUUAAGAUGACGGAUGUAAUCUCCCUGUUUAAUAAUAAAAUCCACUUUAGCGAUCUUGAGUUGGACCUAAACUAUGAAAAAGGAAAUGAUCCUUCGUUCUAUGGAGUUGUCUUAGGACGCGUUUCCUUGGGGCCUAAAGCUACUCCGUCCCCCACAGUAGACGUCCGUAUUCCGUUUCCGUUUAAAAACGAUGAGAUAUCCUUCACCUUUACUGACUUUAAUGUUAAAAGUGUCGUCGAGGCCUUAGCGGGUCGUGAUGUUUUCCCGAAAGAUUUUUCUGAGCUAUUCGAGAGCAUACAGUUAGAUAGUAUUGCCAUAGCAUUUGAUGAUCAGGGAUCGCUUAGUACAAUUUCGGUGGAUGCCAGUAUACCAGGACUAUGGCCUAUUUUUGGAGAUAUUUCAAUAGGGAAUGUGGCAAUACAUUUUGAAUAUGGAAAGGGGACGGCUGGUGAUGAUGGUGCUGGCGAAUCCAGCUCCGGAAGCACAUGGCGUGUUGUUGUGAGCGGGCAGAUUGUCAUUGCAUCAUGUACAAUUACGAUAGAAGCCGAUCUCGGAACCGAUCUUUUUAGCUUGUCCGCCGAGGGUGCCGAAUGCUCUGUUUCCGUUGGCGAUGUCUUGGAAAAGAUUGGUCUAAAUAGAAGAAUGCUGCCGUCCAUGAUUUCUGGGUUUACGAUCUCCGAUCCGAAACUGCGCGUCAUGUGGCAACGAACUGGAGACAAUGCCGGUUCAAAGUCAAUUGCAUUUGCAGCAACGACAAAUCUUUUCCGCGAAAGUCAGGUAUGUACGAAAAGACAUGAGUUUUUAUUUGUUUUCUUUUAUGUAAAACAUGACGUAUAUUUGUGUUUACAAAGCAAAAUUGAAACCCACUAGUGUAUUGUAUCAGUAUUAUUAUUAAUAGUAGUAUAAAGGAUGGAAACAGAUAAAGGUUCUUAUCCUUUAGGUCGAACUUGCAUUGAUACGUCAUGGUGGAAGAACCGCUGUGAUCGCUGGUUUUGCUGUGCAAUCUGAUGCAAUUUCGGAAAUAAGCUUCUUGAAUUCACUUGGUUUGUCAGAUGUUGCUGUGGUGUUUGUCAGCGAGAGGAUACCUAUCUCGCCGUACGAGUUCAUUAAUCCAUCGUUCCAAAGUUAUAUUCCAGAUAUACCGGAAUUUCGGGGAAUUACAAUCUAUGCAAGAUUUGUGCCGAAAGCUGACAAUAUGCUGGGGUUUAUGUUGCGUAAAGGUAGGUGAUAGUAAGGAUGGUGGGAAAAAAAAUAAUGCCUUUGUUUUGUUUACCGGUGCUACGAUUUAUUUCAAAUAUUUAUCACUGAAUAUUGCAUGUAAAUGCAAAUUUCGCAAGGCUAUAUUAUCCGCAUUUUACAACAUUUCGCAACGAAAUUGUGGAAUAUUAUUAAUUUUGUGAUGCUCUUUCAAGCUGUGAUGAAAUUUUUGUCUAGACUUGUUUAAAUCAAAAUUUAGUCUACAAUGCAAAUGGUCCAAACUUCGACAAAAACCUCUCCCUUGUCCUUUAUAUAACACUCCAACUAAUUCCAUUAUAUAUUCAGGAAUAGAAAAGGACGGCGACCUUGAGGCAGGCGGAGGCAAUGAGCCUGAAAUAAUUGUGAAAAUUUCCUUUCCCGCACUUGUAUUUGAGUUGGAGAUAAAUCUGGGCUCGGACGGUCUUCAAAUUGGUGACGUUUCUGGAUGGCGAUUAACUUAUAUGAAGUUAAUAAUCAGCAAACGACUUAUUGGUUUGUCGCUUCAAUGCAAGGUCAAUAUGGAUAACAAGAAUCCAGAUUCCAUCGACUCCACCUUUACUGGCGAAGUGACGGUAAGUUUAUAUACGUUUGGGAGAGGUUAUCUUAUUGUCAGUCGACCGCGACUAAAGGGCAAACAAAUUUCAGUCGGUGCAAUCGUCAAUGAACUGCUUCACCAACCCACAGUCCAUCCACAAGCGAAUGACAGCAUAAUCGCAACUUCGUCGUAGCCCAGUCGCAACUAAACAGCUUCGGCUUUUAAUAACACGACCACCAAGAGUGGAGAACUAUCUAAUAUAAAUAAAGUUCAUUUAGUUUAAGUUUACUUUUGUAGUAACUCUAGUCUAUAAACUGAUGGCCCUUGUUGGAAUGAAGAAGAACACGGUUUAGAACUUAUACAGCUACUAGAAAUUCAUGCAUGCACCAACCCCUUGCUUUUUCUUAAAAGAGUGGUUAUAAUUCCAAACUAUUGCUUCAGCAAGAAGUAUUUCAUCAUUAGAAACAACAAUAGUUUCUAUAGUAACAAAAAAACAUUUUUAAUUUUAUAAACUACAAAAUUUUUGAAUUCAACAAAAAGACAAAAGAAUUUUAAAACAGGGAUAAAAUUUUUAACUGUAGAAUCAUUGACUUUUAAAUUCUAGAAUGUAUAGUUAUGCCUUUUAUAUACGGGAUAAUCAAUGAAUACAUACACCAACAAAACACGCCAUAAAAGAACGGGAAAACUCACCAUCACUCCAUCAGAACAACUUUCCCCAACGACAAUAGCGGGGCUUUUCGGAGCCAAGUAAGAUGGAGUUUUGAAGGGCUUAUUGCUGAUCUCUACCUGGGUUUUUUUUACCUAUACUAAAGCACAUUAUUUUUUCUUAUCCACAGUUCACUUUCACUGGUACAAUCACUAUAUCUCUACUCUGGGAAGGCGAGUGGAACAAUCCGUUUGGAAUAAGUAGACGUUUAACUAUCCGUCGUAUGGGCUUGGCUCUUGGUAUAAAUCUUGCUACUUUGGUUCCGAGUUUUGGAAUAACGGGUGCAAUUAGUGUGGACGUUCCCAGUGAGGCUGGUAAACCACCAAUCGAUAUAGAGCUGACCCUAUGUAUUGAUCCAUCAGCUCCAGACCAAACCGUCUUUGAUCUCCAUUUUACACGACUUCUACUCGAAGACCUGAUUAAUCUCUUUGCUGGCAAGGUAGUAAAAUUGCCGAAAAAGUUGGCGGAGGUUGGCUUCCCCGAUCAGGUUCAAAUAUAUUUCUCCCUUUCAGGAAAUCCUAAUUGUUUCGGUAAAAGGUAAUUAAUUAAGUUCAAUUAGUAAAAGCCAGUGACCUAUUUGGAAAGUGCAUUCGCACUUUUUCCUAAUAACGUUAGUUCUGUGUUUGCUGAAACCAUUCACCGAUAAAACAAUUAUGACUCUUCUCGAUUACAGGUAUGAUCCUGGAGUCGAGAUCCAUGGCACGAUCCAGAUUCCUUUUCUCAAAAUUCGAGCCCGUAUCGAUCUUAGUAUUGCCCUUCCACCAUCGUCAUUUAGACUUGAAGCGAGUCUGGAGCUAGAUCCAAUCAUCUACCUUGGUGGUCUUAUUAAGGUGGUCGACGCUGAUACUGAUAGCAAAGGAGCACACAUGAAAAUGCGUAUAACUGAAAAUUUAGCUGAUUUGAUGAUUGAUGGCUCUUGCAGGGUAAGGCAAUUAAGUCACUAAUUAAGGUAGUAAUUAGCUUUUAGGAAAUUAAUAAUGUUACUAAGUAACUAACAAAAUAAUUAGGGUGCAAAUUAAUUUUGUUAUAGACUAAUUUAUGUUCUAGUGAUAUUUUCUGUGUUGGUGUAGUGUACUCAGGUGAAUAAGAUGCUUGUGGUGUUUUCAAGCCUGCCCGGUGUGGAUAUACACUCAGAGUAACAUCACAAGCAUCUUAUUUUCUAGUCAUUUUAAUGAUCGUUUAAUUAUCAUUUUAAUUAACUUACUUAAUUUACAAGCUAACUCGCUCACUGUAACUGUCUUAGUAGUAGCAAGCUAGGCUGCCUAAUCACGUAACUAUCUAAUUAAACAUUAAACUAAUCAAUUAACGCAACAUAUCUAUUAUUUUCCCCAGAUUGAAAUCUUUGGUGCGAUGAUUUCGGUGAAAUUACAAAUAGAUAGUACGAAAUUCUUCUUCGAGGGCAAAUUGAAUCUAUGGAAUUUGUUCCAAGUAUAUCUCUUGGUCGAUAUCUCGUUGGUCAGUACAUCGCCUAGCCUCCAUGUUAUUGGGGAAAUGCAGAACGACCUGUUUGCCAAGAUCAAGGAGAAAGCUACUCAAGCGAUCCGAGCUGGCGCUAAAGCUGUAAACGCGAAGAUCGAAGGAGCCCAAAUAAAGAUCAGAAAUGCUCAACGCGAGGUUGACAAACUUUAUAACUCCAUAAAGUAAGUUUGCGUCGAUCAUGAUUGAAAACGCAUUUAUUAAAACAAUCGUAUUUGGGUUGAAUAUAAGUGAAUACUGAAGCUAAACUGAGUUUACUGACGCUGGAUAAUUCGAUCUGUCAUUUCUAAACUAUUUGGGAAGAGGUUCAGUAGCCGUCUAUUACGUUUUAACUAAACUGUUUUUCCUAGAGGUUCAGUAUAAGUAUCACCUCUUAUUAAUCCAGUGUUACUGCAGGAGGAAACCUAAACUAAACUAACUUUAUUUAUACUGUAUAGUUCUAUCAGUUUUAAAUUGUUUUUCCUAGAGGUCCAGUAAGGAUCAUCUCUUAUUGAUCCAGUGUUACUGCAGGAGGAAACCUAAACUAACUUUAUUUAUACUGUAUAGUUCUAUCAGUUUUAAACUGUUCUUCCUAGAGGUCCAGUAAGGAUCAUCUUUUAUUGAUCCAGUGUUACCACAGGAGGAAACCUAAACUAAACUAACUUUAUUUAUACUGCAUAGUUCUAUCAGUUUAAACUGUUCUUCCUAGAGGUCCAGUAAGGGCGAUCUCUUAUUGAUCCAGUGUUACUUCAGGAGGAAACCUAAUUAUACUCAGAGAACUGCAUAUUGCAGGAAUCAAAAUCCAGCCCCUGAGGUGAUAGACGCAUGCCCUGGCCACUGUGACACCAACAUACCUUAGCGAUCAUUUUAUGUCUUAGUUACCACAAACGGAAGAUCGAGGAUGCAAAAAGAGAGUGCCGCAACGCACCAUGGUACAAGAAAUACAUCUGUAUUGGAACUGCAGGUAAACUAAUCUAUCAUGGUGCUAUUAUUGCUGGAUUGUGGAUUGCACAUGGCGUUGCCACACUUGUUCUGAAAGCUGCCGACUUCUUUUUGGAAGGCGUGAAAGGUAUUAUCAAGGUUAGUGCUUAUCAUUUAAUAUUUCUGAACGAUAAUACUGAUGAAUAUUCAUAAACGUGCUGAAAAAUAUAACAAGUAGUCAUUUAUAAUGUUCGUGCAGUAUUGUAGUUAAAUCCGCCAACCAAACUCGUAACCAUGGUUACACGCUACAUCGCAACGCAAGAUCUUAUUGUGGAUUUCAACUUCCUUUUCACUAAAAUGCUCCGAACUUCGCAAAUUUGUUCCAGAGUUUAAAGUGGAAGUCUAGUCCGUAAUGUAAACAAACGGUUUGUUUACAUUUUGAACUGCUGUAUUUUUUAAAAUAUGAUGUACUGUCUGAAUAUCUAACACCAUUUCGGUUCGUUAUUCUUCUAAAUGAAUAUGAAAUAGAGUUUAUGUUCAGAAAAAUUCGAAGUUUGGGCAAUGUUCACAUUAGAGGUCCUCACAUUGUUAUGAGCAGAACUGAUGCGCAGAACGGACUUGACUUCCCCUUUAAGAGCUCAUAAUGAAGUUCACAAAUCGGUUUGUAAACUGAGGAUUUGAUUAGCUGAUUUGAUUUAGUAUAUUCGCAAAUUUGUUGCAAAGUUCAAAAGUUCAUAAUGAAAUUAACAGGCAGGUUUGUAAACAAAGCCUCUGAAUUUCAUUAUGAACUUUGCAACGGCGAAGUUCGGAACACCUUAGUGCAAAGGAAGUUGAAAUCGACAAUAACUAAGGGAUAUAGAAACGUUUUUGACGUUUUGAGCAUAGGAUCUUGUAACUUAGUCUAAGCUAGCAUCCACAAUAAUUUCAUCAUCUGUAAUAAUGAUAAUCCAUCAAUAGCAAGUUUUAACUGCAGGUUGGCCAUUUGCCGCAUGAUGUUGCGAUGAUGAUAACCAACCUGUACCGUACGGAAUUUAACUCUAUAGUCUCAAAUAUUAAAAGCUUCUUUUUCCUAUGUUCUGAUUUAAUCAGUUCUUAUUUUCUGUUAUAGGUUGCAGCAUGGGUUCUUGAGAAGUUGGUGAAUGCGGCAUUGAGUAUCAUUGAUAUUCAAUAUGUUAGAUUUGAAGUUAGGAUGGAUGGGGUUACCAAGAUAUUCGAUUUUGUAAGUAAUCCAACUGACCUUAUUUAUACUGGAUAGCUCUGUUAGUUCUAAACUGUUCUUGACAGACGUCCAGUAAGAACCACCUUUAUUGAUUCAGAGAACGUAGAUUUAACUAACUUUAUUUAUACUGGAUAGCGCUAUCAGUUCAAAUGUUCUUCCUAAAGGUCCAGUAAGGAUCAUUUCUUAUUGAUCCAGUGUUACUACAGGAGGAAACCUAAACUAAACUAACUUCAUUUAUACUGGAUAUCUCUAUUAGUUCUAAACUGUUCUUCUUAGAGGUCCAGUAAGGGUCAUCUCUUAUUGAUCCAGUGUUACUACAGGAGGAAACCUAAACUAAACUAACUUCAUUUAUACUGGAUAUCUCUAUUAGUUCUAAACUGUUCUUCUUAGAGGUCCAGUAAGGGUCAUCUCUUAUUGAUCCAGUGUUACUACAGGAGGAAACCUAAACUAAACUAAACUUUAUUUAUACUGGAUAGCGCUAUCAGUUCAAAUGUUCUUCCUAGAGGUCCAGUAAGAAUCAUCUCUUAUUGAUCCAGUGUUACUACAGAAGGAAACCUAAACUAAACUAACUUCAUUUAUACUGGAUAUCUCUAUUAGUUCUAAACUGUUCUUCUUAGAGGUCCAGUAAGGGUCAUCUCUUAUUGAUCCAGUGUUACUACAGGAGGAAACCUAAACUAAACUAACUUUAUUUAUACUGGGAUAGCUCUGUCUGUUUUAAACUGGAGUUCCAGUGAAAGUCUUUAUAAUUUGGGGAAGUUUAAUAAAUAAAAACAAUGAUUUGUCAUUGUUUAUAGAAAGCAAGAAUUGUUAUUAUGGGAUGGACCUUUACUCCAGAAUUCCGCAUCGACUUCAGCAGCUCAAAGAAAGCCAACAGCGGUAUCAACUCCGCCGGCCAAUCAAUCUCUGAUAAAACCAUGGCCAAGGUCAAGAAGUAAAGCAACUAUCUGGAAUUUUUUUGCGACUUUUUUUUUCACCAGUUGAGAAGUCGCAUGGAGUGAUGUGUGCAUGGUAUUUCAUUAUUUAACUUAUAUUUCUUUCAUUAAAAGAGUUUACUGUUUUGUUUAUUAUUAAAUCAACAGUAUAUUAAUCUAUUUAAUAUAUAAUUAUGUC
This is a messenger RNA of Paramuricea clavata, 10517 nucleotides long. The record is from the annotation of a GenBank genome assembly. Lineage: Eukaryota; Metazoa; Cnidaria; Anthozoa; Malacalcyonacea; Plexauridae.